Molecule: messenger RNA, 8172 nt
Organism: Topomyia yanbarensis
Lineage: Eukaryota; Metazoa; Arthropoda; Insecta; Diptera; Culicidae
Product: apolipoprotein D-like
Exons: 7
Coding region: 936-2639 (567 amino acids)
Molecular function (GO): sequence-specific DNA binding
Source: RefSeq, a predicted model, not a curated record
UUUUUACUAGAAUAUUAUGCAAAGAGUAGAGUAGUAAAUGUUGAAAUGGCCGAGUAAUGAACAGAAGAGAAAGACCCCAAAGAGAAUCUCAUUGUUACUUACGUCCUAUUGUAAAUUUUCUCUAGAUUUUUUGUAUUUUUUCAUCGCAAGCUGUCAAAACUUGUUUUUAUAGAAUUUGCUUUUGUGGUGCAAUAUUCGGCACGCCCAAACAAACCCGUAUUCAGUCGCUACAGCGUGUGAUUAUCAGUGGUGCAAAUUCUCAUUUUCAAAUGCCAGCUUUCAGCUCAAUCAAACCCAACCAUGAUUCAAAUUCAAAGCCUCCCUUAAUCAUUCACUUUCAAGUUGGCGGAAUUUUCAUAACCAAACCGUACGUCUUCAUUUCAAAUUGAUGCUUUUUCAUUCAUCAACCAAAGCUGUCAUCUGCUCUGUAGAGGCCAGUUUAGGUUAAAUUCUGGCAUAUUUUGCGUUUUAAAGCUUACAUUAACAGUAAGAAGUAUGUUCAGAGUAGUUUUGCUUGAAAAACUUAGUAAAUAUCCCAGAACAGAGAUAUUCACAGGGUCAAUGAAAUCGAAAAUGAAUGGAAAAUGAUUGAGCAGCUCGGCUGUUUGAAUGAAUGAUGCAAACGAAAAACAGGGAAUUGAACAUAGUAGGGCAUGAUUUGAGAUUUGUUCUUUAUUCAAGUUCAAAACAACCUGGUGAAAAUUUGCAGCUCUGGUGAUUAUACAGCUGAAGAAGUCAGUACCGUGUUCAGUGCACUGUAAUUUGUAAUAUCGAGCAGCAACCAUAGCGGACACACAUCAUCGAACACCAGCAACAGAAUACCAAGGUCACCAUGGUCAGCAGCAGAACGCAGUAAUAAUGAGGCAACAGUAAACACAACUAGGGACGUUUCGAUAUUAAAAUACAUCGAUACUUAGAAUCGAUACUGGUAUCGAAUGCAAGAAAAUUUUCAAGUGCUGAUACGGAACUGUGCUUUUAUAGUAAAAAUGCGGUGUUUUGUCCCGAAAUGCACAAAUCGUGAGAUCCAGGGUGAAGCUCGUCCAUCUGUUUCCUUUCAUCGUGCACCAAAGAAUCCGGAUGUGCGAAUUCAGUGGUUUUCGUUUUGUCGUUUGAAAUAUGACAGUGUGGUAAAUUUGCGAAUAGGCUCUGCACAUUUCAAGAGCGAAGACUUUGAGUCGAACGAUUUUCGUCGAGCAUUUUUCGGAAAACAGCGCAGACUUUUAGUAAAAAAUGCUAAACCAUCGAUUCGUUGCCCUCCCUUUAUGCGUGAAUCCGAUGCCGAUAAAGCUGAAACGCAAGUGAACGGGCUUAGUUUGCUGAUGCAAGCGGUAUCCUUCGUAGAGCAAACUGAUGCAUUGGAUGAUUCUCCAGAAAUAGAUUCGCCUCACAUAGUCCCAACACUUGACAACGACGAUGAAAGUCAAACGAACGAUGUGAGUAUUUUAAUAAAAGCAGCUGCAUAUAUCGAAAACGUAGUGGUUCCCGACAGUACACUAUUUCCACGGAUUGAAUCGGACGCUGUCGCCGUUUCUAAGUUAUGUUGCAACGUUGAGCAGUCUAGUACGCCGAGUACAGAUUCGUAUCGUUAUGUCUCAACAAUGGUCGGUCAAAAGCUUGUUGUCGAAACAUGUCCUGAUGAGCCACCGGCUGCAUAUGUCGAAAAACCAUUACCGGUGGAGCGUAGCUUAAAUCAAAUGGCCAUCUGUCACGACCAUACCUAUAUUGCGAGCCUUGAAACAAAGUCAAGUGAAUCAUUUGAUGCGCUAUACUCGAAAACUAUCGAGGAUGAUUUGAAGCAAGAAAAGGCAUUUUCAAGAAGAUUGAUCAAGGAACUUGCUGAAGUUCAUGAAAAAUUGCACAAGGAGAGAAUAGCUUCCGCGAAUGAAUUAAAAGUCAGGCAGAAAGAAAUGAGGAUGAAAGAGGAACAAAUCCAUACUUUACGUUCGGCAUGUGUAGAAUUGAACGUCAUAAAGGAAGGCAUCAUUUUAAAUCGAAUCAAAGAAACAAUGGGUAAAAUUCUUACACCCAAUCAAAUAGAUCUUCUUCUUGGUCUGAAGAAAAAGGUUCAUUGGACGGCAGAAGAAAUCGCCCUUUCUUUCACUAUAAGAUACCAUGGGAAAUCGGCAUGGAAUUUAAUUAAAAAGGAACUAAAUUUCCCUUUACCCUCUCUGAAAACUAUGCAAGAGUGGAGUUCGCGCAUUAAAAUGAACGUUGGCAUCCUCGAAGAUGUCUUACGACUAAUGAAGAUUGCAGCAACUAAUUAUACGGAAAGGGACCGUGUUGCGAUUUUAAGCUUUGAUGAAAUGUCCGUUGAUGAUACCUUCGAGUACGACAGCAGAAGUGAUACGGCUAUUGGUCCACACAAGAAUAUACAAGUCGCCAUGGCUCGAGGACUGUUUGCUCAGUGGAAGCAACCUGUGUAUGCAGCGUUUGAUGCAAAAAUGACUUCUGAAAUCCUUGAAAACAUUAUUUUUGCUCUGCAUAGAGCAGGUUUCAAUGUAGUAGGAUGUGUUUCGGAUUGCGGUGGAGGAAAUCAGGGACUCUGGAGCACCUUAGGAGUUAAUCAUGAGCACACACACAUAAUACAUCCGAUUACUGGUGAAAAUGUCUAUUUUUUGCUGAUGUUCCACAUUUGCUAAAGUUAGUCCGUAAUUGGAUUCUAGACCACGGAUUUCUUUACAAAGUUUGAUGCUUUGUAAGCUGCAUCGAGGGAUAAUGUGAAAAUGUCGCUGCGUCGCAGGAUACCAAUGAACGGAUUAAACGGACCACAAAAAAUAUGCUUGCGAUACUUAACACCGCAAAUAUUCUGCCGAGCAUAUUCCCUCUGAUUCGAGGUUAGGAGUGUAUGGAACUACGGCAGCUGAAUACUAUUGGAUGGAUAUUUUGUUGAAUUUUGGAUUGUAAAUGCAACGAAUGAUUCUUUGCACAACCAUGUACAUCGAUGUCUUCAACGCAAUAUGGACUAGUAGAAAACUAACACUAGCGAUAAGAACUAACAUAGCUAGUAAGCACUCUAAUAUUACUAACUAAUUAACAUUAGGCGACCUUUAUGUAGGAGAUAAGAGAAUAGAAAUAAAAAUAUAAUAUCAACAUAUCGAGAAAUCGUAAUCUAUAUUCGUUAUAGUGUACUUGUUGAAUUUCAUACAAAUCACUUUAACCCAUAUAAUGCAUUUGAUGCAAUGAAGCCGCACGGAAACAACGAUUUUAGAUGAGCAGCCCUUGGUUGUUGUGACAGACAAUCAAGUUUCAGUUUUUGGAAGAAAGUUGACGAGAAUAGACACAAGUUGAGUCCAGAAAGUUCCGGUCACGACAAUGGCGCAAGGAACGCUCCCGAGUAGGUAUGUUAUUGACCUGAGCAAAACAGCCGACAAGUAUGAACAACUUGUCGCGUUUUGAGGAGAAAUUGGCCUCGAGUGGCAAUUAAUAUUUUAUCAUCCGAAAUUCAAUAAAAUGGCGAUUGUGUCUCAGCCUCGAGUGGCUGAUGCUGUUUCCUCUGUGCGGGAAUAAUUUAGCCCUGAGUGGCAGUUUUUAUUAGUAAUUCCUUCGUGAGGGAAUGAUUUGGUCUUGAGUGGCCGUGUAUAAUAGAGUCCUCUGAGUGGGAAUGAUUUUGCAAUAAGCAGAUUUUUGUAUCAGUGCAAUUCCGGAAUUGGGAAUGAUUUUGCUUCGAGUGGCAUCAUUCGGAAGUUAAGCGAAAUGACAAUUGUGUUCCUCUGAGUGGGAAUGUUGCAGACAUAUUACUGUGUAUGAGUGAUUUUAAUAUUUCCCUUGAGCGGGAAUGCAUCUGAACGAAGUUGAUAGAUUUAAUUGUCAUAAGUUCGUUUUUUCACUGACAUGAUAGUGUGUGAAUUACGCGAAAGAAUGCAGUUUGUCAUUACAUAUUGAUAGUACAAGAGAGAGCUAUAAAACUGAACUAUGCGGAGUGAGUUUCGAUGGUCAGUUGCAGAAGUGGGAUAAAGACCUCGUUGAAGCAACAUGAUGGUGAGACGGAUUAAAGAACAAUAGUCCGAAGGUGCAAGUGUAAAGAGAUAUUUGUGAAGAGUAGUGUUAUGAUUAAGGUAUAAAUAAUACAAUGUUAAAAAGCAAAAAGAAAAGAGCAGAGCCUAAAGGUCAGAGAGUAAAGAGUAAAGAUGGGUAAACAGUAAAGAGAAGUAAAGAAAAAUGAGUAUAAAGUAAUGAGUAAAUAGUGAAGUGUAAAGAGUAAAUAGUAAAGAGAAAUUUGUGAGGAGUAGAAUUAUGAUCGAGAGGCCAGCACUAGCAUGUUUGAGCGCAUCGUAUUGCAAAUGCCGUAUUUUGAAUGUAAUUAAAUUUAAUGAGAUACUUCACGUAUUUACAGUUAUGGUGCAAGUACUUAAAGUAUUUAAUAUAUAUUGGCAAUACCUAAAAUGUUUUCGUUUUUGAAGUGCGAAUGUGCUGUGUUUAGAAUCUUUUCUGCUAUUUAAAGUGAUUACUUAAGUACGCCUUUUUGGCACUGCUUCGUAUUGAGGAUUUAGCGCUUACCCCUCGAACAAUGUAGAGCGAAGGGUAAAAAGAAAAUUGUAGAGCGUAAAGGAUCAAGAGUAGAGUACAGAAUCAAGAGUAAAGAGUCAAGAUUAAGGAGUAGAGAGUAAACAGUGAGUAAAAAGUACUAUAGAGUAAUAAGAAAAACGGAAUUAAAAGUAUAGAUGGUAAAGAGUAAAUAUGCGCAAAGUGUAAUAUGGGUAAAGAGUAAAAAGUAGGAAAAAGAGUAAUGAUUGAACAGUAAUGAAGAAAAUUGAUUAGUAAAAAGUACAGAAUGAAGAAUAGCGUGUAAACAGAAAAUGGUGAAUGAAGUGUAAAUGCUAAAGAGGAUAGAAUAAAAAGAAAAGCGAAAAGAUUAAGAAGUACAAAGUAAAGACUAAAGAGCAAAGAGAAAAAAACCUAGCAGUAACAAGAAAAGAGUAAAAAGUAAUAAGUGAAAUGGACUAUGCUGAAUGAGCAUAGAAGGUUAGUUGCAGAAAUAGGAUGAAUGUCUGAUGGCUUAAAGGACAAUCCUUCGAUGAAGCAAGAGUAAAGAAAUAUUAAUGCAGAGUAGAGUUAUAAACAUUUUGUAGUAAAGAGGAAAGAAUAAAGAGCAGACAACAAAGAGUAAGGUGUAAAUGGUAAAGAGUAAUGCUGUUCGCAACGCUGAUGUAUUCUCUAUGGAUUGUUCUAUUUUACAUCACCGACUAAGACAGAUCGAUCGCAAUGCUGGGAUGCAGUUCUAUUUUUCGAGAACUUUUUUGGAUCAGAUUUAAAACAGCUCGACUAUUAUGUUUUAAAUUCUCCAUAAUUUGAAACACGAAUAGAACACCCUUUAAUUUUUUUUUCAUUACUACGGCUGACAGCAGAAAAAAUAAUAUGUGUGACAUAAGUGACAAACAAUAACAAAAUCAAAUAAACAACAUUUAGAACAGGUGGCUAAAUCAUCGCAUUUGGGAACACCGUGUUCUAGAUGUAUUUUGACAGAUCCAAAUUAUCCGACGGCUUGUCAUUUUGAAACAAAUUUACCAUAGCAUUACGAACAGCCUAAAGAAUGAAGAGUAAUGACCAAAGACUGACUAGGUUUAGACUAAAGAGCAAAAAAAGUAAACAGUAAAGACCAAAAAAAGUAACGAGUCUAGAGUAAAAAAUACAAAAGAAAGAGCUAAGAAUGAACAAUGUAAAACAAAGAGUAAUGUGUAAAAAGUAAAGGGCAAAAAAAUGAAGAAUAAAAAGCUAAGAUUAUAGAGUAAGAAAUAAAGAGUAAGGUAAAGCUUGAGGACUAAAUAGUAAAUAGUAAAAUAAUAAAUAAAGAAUAAAUAGCAUCCCUGAUCGGGCCUGUUGGUGUUACAUAUAUACAAAUAUAAUUGUGUUAGUAACUCUACUACACCAUUCCACAGCCCGGGGGUUGAAGUCACCACCAAUGACUACCGGCUUCCGGUCGAUCAACUGCUCGGUUAACUGCUCCAGCAUUAGGCUGAACUGCUCUACUGUCCACCUUGAAGGAGCGUAGCAGCUACAUACGAAGAUGCCGUUGAUUUUGGCUAUCACGAAACCCUCAUAUGAACGUUAUACCACUUCUUGCAUGGGGAAUCUACUCAUUACUUGUAUCACAGCGGUUCCUGAUCUUUUCGCCACCCAGUUACCGUUAUUAGGGGGGACUUGAUAAGGCUCUGCGAUCAAAGCGACAUCGCAUAUAGUUUCUGUCGUAGACUGCCACAACAGUUGCUGUGUGGUAUCACAGUGAUUCAGGUUUAUCUGGGUCAUCUCCAUCACCGUUGGCCUGCAGUCGUCUUCUUGUAGGCUGGACAUUUAAAGCCACCCGUCUGAUGGUCGUUUCCUUCCGCUGGGGUGAAAAGCAAGCACUUCGGCCUCACGGUGUUCCUAAAACCGUUAUUAACAAAGAAAAAUGACCAUAAAUUUGUCAUACAGCAUUCGAAAGAUACAGUAUUCAAGCAUCUUCUCAGUGAAUUUCAAAAUGAUCCAUCGAGGGAUUCGAGAGAAAUAGCAAUUUGAAGUUUUAUGACACGUUUCAUAAGGCUUCCAGCGACGGUCGUCAAACGGUGGGAUAACAAAAUUCUCACAAGUUUCCUAUCUCAUGCCUCCACGCGAGUCUAAGUCUAUUGAUGACAUUUGGUCCUUAGACCGGCGACGACUGGGUGCUAUCAGCCUUCUGCCGAUAGUAGCAGAAUGAGAGGGUGCGAACAGAUCUAGUCGAGAAAACAUUGCCGUAAAAAUGAAUAGUUGAUCGGAAAUUAGCCCCAAUACGAAUAAUCUGACUAGUAUCUAUGAUCACGGGUCAAUACGUAUUGAAAAUUCGCCGCGUCUGUUUUUAUGAACCUAAUUUCAAGCUCCGUUAUUGCUAACAAGCCCGUGCAUCAGGUUAACAAUCCUUUAUAUUUCCCUCCAGUGUUCGUUAUUAUCGCUCGUAUACUUGUAUUCCACAAAUCUGAUAUGGAAAAUAAGAAAUACUUUCCCUGAUUUAUAACAUCUCGCGCUAUUUUUGGCUAUAUAAUGUGUCACUCCGAGUGGAGUUCAAAUUGCUUUUGUUUAGGGAACAUAGUAUUCUCUCAGUAGCCGGCUGCCCAGAGUUUAAAAAAAAACCAAAAACUAAAGAAGAUCUCUUUUUCGAGUGAUCGUGCACUCGAAGACUAACUAAACAACUACGUAAUAAAAUAUGCUUUACAGGUCGCAUCGCUUGCUUGGAGCGAAUCCUAGACCUGAUACCCUUCCAAACUACCAACUCCGCGACACCUAUGGAAGAGUCUGAUGAAUCGUCGUCCUUCCGUUAAGUAGGUGGAGCAUCAACACUUCCUGGCUACCUUAUCCUUUAUCCUUCCCCGUGAACGAUGGAGAUGGGGGCGGCCGGCAAUGAUGGCUAUCAUGCUGUUGAGGUUUUAAUAUGGGUCGAAUUGGUAUGAAUUCCUACUUACCAUUUCCUAAGCAACUCUUAUUAGAUAAUCAGCAGUCAAACAUGAUGAAGUCAGUGUGCAAUCCGCCAAAAUCAUCGUCACAACGCAACGCAACGCAACGCAACGCAAAUAAUAAAUAAAGAAUAAAUACUAAGAAUGAAGAGUGUUUACUAAUAAAGAGAAAAAAGAAUAUAAUGAAUAAUAAAACAUAAAUAAUAAGAAGCAGAUAAUAAUAAAACGUAGUGCAAAAUCUAUACUAUAAAAUGAAUAGUAAAAGGCAUCCAAAUCAUAUGAAAAGCUAUUUGUUAGAAACAAAAGUCAGAAUAAAUUAUGGCUUGCAUAAUUUUAUUAGUCGGGAUUUUUUGUAUCAUUAAAACUUGUAUCUGAGUUACACAAAAACCUUAUUAUAUAGAGGAUGCAUUCUUAAUUCACAUUCACAAAUAGAGUAGAAGAGGAGGAAGAUGUAGGAGAUAAGAGAAUAGAAAUAAAAAUAUAAUAUCAACAUAUCGAGAAAUCGUAAUCUAUAUUCGUUAUAGUGUACUUGUUGAAUUUCAUACAAAUCACUUUAACCCAUAUAAUGCAUUUGAUGCAAUGAAGCCGCACGGAAACAACGAUUUUAGAUGAGCAGCCCUUGGUUGUUGUGACAGACAAUCAAGUUUCAGUUUUUGGAAGAAAGUUGACGAGAAUAGACACAAGUUGAGUUCAGAAAGUUCCGGUCACGACACUUUAGAAAUAGGUAGGAUUCUUCUUUGGUUGAUCCGUUUUAAAGUUACUGAAUUUUACU